This is a messenger RNA of Triticum aestivum (bread wheat), 3277 nucleotides long. RefSeq names its product disease resistance protein RGA5-like. The transcript has 3 exons. The record is from RefSeq and is a predicted model, not a curated record. Gene Ontology annotation, biological process: defense response to other organism. Gene Ontology annotation, molecular function: ADP binding. NCBI's taxonomy places the organism in Eukaryota, Viridiplantae, Streptophyta, Magnoliopsida, Poales, Poaceae. Bases 486 to 3026 code for a protein of 846 amino acids.
CAGCUCACGCGUGUGGUCGGGAAGGCAAGUCAAGUCAAGUGCAGCUCACGUUAGGUACGCGUUUUGCUGGCUAAUAAACCCACACAACACAGAUAUUUCGAUCCUCUCCUUGCUCCAUGCUUUUCCGCCACUGCACAAGCCUCGCUGCUGCACCUGCCUGACGCGUCGCCGGAGUCUGAUCGAUCGACGUACAGAUCCCGAUCUACGCCCUGCCCACGUAAAAUUAACCGAGCUAGCACGUCCUGCAACCCAUGGAGGCGGCUCUCGUGAGUGUGGCGACGGGGGUCCUGAAGCCCGUCCUGGAGAAGCUGGCAGCUCUGCUUGGUGACGAGUACAAACGGUUCAAGGGAGUGCGCAAGGAUAUCAAGUCCCUCACUCGCGAGCUCCCUGCCAUGGAGGCUUUUCUCCUCAAGAUGUCCGAGGACGAGGAUCCUGAUGUGGAGGAUAAAGUUUGGAUGAAUGAGGUGCGAGAGCUAUCUUAGGACAUGGAGGAUGCCAUUGACAACUUCAUGCAAAGCGUAGGAGACAAAGAUGAAAAGCCAGAUGGCUUAAUUGACAAGAUAAAAAAUGCGCUAGGGAAGUUGGGGAAGAUGAAGGCUCGGCGUCGGAUUGGCAAGGAGAUCCAAGAUCUCAAGAAACAAAUCAAAGAGGUGAGUGAGAGGAAUGCAAGGUACAAGAGUCGCGAGGCCUUCUCCAAGACCGUCAAUGCGACCGUUGACCCUAGAGCUCUUGCUAUAUUUGAGCAUGCAUGGAAGCUUGCUGGAAUUGAUGAACCCAAGGCUGAGAUAAUCAAAUUGUUGAUGGACGAUGAUGGGUGUGCGACAACACAACAACAACCAAAGAUAGUCUCCAUCACUAGACCGGGAGGAAUGGGCAAAACAACUCUUGCGAACCAAGUGUAUCAAGAGAUCAAAGGGCAGUUUGAGUGUUGGGCCUUCCUAUCCGUGUCGCGAAGCCCAGACAUGAUGAAUAUCCUGAGGACUAUUCUUAGUGAAGUUAGCAGUGAUCGUUAUUCUAACACGGAAGCAGGGAGUGUACAAAUACUCAUUAGCAAGAUCAAUGACUUCCUACUAGAUAAAAGGUACUUUGUUGUUGAUGAUGAUAUAUGGGACGUGGAUACAUGGGAUAUUAUUAAGUGUGCAUUCCCCGCAACAAGUAAUACCAGUAGAAUAAUCACUACUGCUCGUAUAAACAAUGUCGCUCAUUCAUGUUUAUCAUCAUUCAAUGGUCGUAUUUACAAUAUAAGGGCUCUCAGUAUGGUGCACUCAAGACAGUUAUUUCAUAGAAGGCUAUUCAAGUCUGAUGAAGAUUGCCCUUCAUACCUUCAAGAAAUUUCUGAGCAGAUAUUGGAAAAAUGCCAUGGGUUACCUUUGGCGAUCAUUGCUAUAUCUGGUUUGUUAGCUAAUAUAGAAAAAACAGAAGAUCUAUGGAAUCAAGUGAAAGAUUCAAUUGGUCGUGCACUUGAAAGAAAUCCUAAUGUCGAAGGAAUGAUGAAGAUAUUGUCACUUAGUUACUUUGAUCUGCCUCUUUACCUAAAAACAUGUCUCUUAUAUCUGAGUGUAUAUUUAGAAGAUUCUACUAUUAAGAAGAAGGGCUUGAUAAGAAGAUGGAUUGCUGAACGAUUCAUUCAUAGAGAAGGUAGAUACACGGCAUAUGAGUUAGGAGAAAGGUGUUUUAGUGAACUACUCAAUAGGGGUUUGAUCCAACCUGGGGAGAUAGAUGUCUAUGGCGAGGUGAAUAGUUGUCAAGUUCACGACACAAUUCUUGAUUUUAUCAUAUCCAAGUCUAUAGAAGAGAAUUUUGUUACUUUUCGUGGUCUUCCCCUUAUGACAAUUGGGAAACAAAGCAAAGUUGUUCGUCAACUCUGUCUACAUGGUGUAAAGGAAGGAAAUUCAACAGUAUUGACAGCGGGUCUCGUGUUUUCCCAUCUCCGAUCACUUACUAUGGUUAGAGGUCUGUUGGAAAUCCCUUCUUUGGAAGAGUUCAGACAUCUGCGUGUUCUCGACUUGAUGGCUUGCUCCAAAUUGGAAGACCAUCAUCUUGAAAAUAUAGUGAGGUUGUUCCAGCUGAGGUACCUGAACCUCCAAGGUACAAGAAUAAGCAAGCUCCCAGAACAAAUUGGGCGUUUAGGAUGCUUAGAAGUGCUGGACCUAAGAGGGACUUCUGUAAAAGAAUUACCUGCAUGUAUUGUGAAUCUCAGAAAAUUGAUGCAUCUACUUGGUAAUGAUGAUGCAAAAUUUCCUGAUGGGAUUGUGAAGAUGCAAGCACUAGAGAUGUUGGAAUAUGUCAAUGCCUCCAUUCAGCCAUUUGACUUCCUGCGCGGCCUUGGACAACUAAAGAAUUUGAGGAAUCUACAACUUGACCUUGAUUUCGAAUUUGAUGCUGUUACCGAGGAUACAAAUAUGGUUGGGGAGGAGCACACCAAAGCUAUUGUCACCUCCCUAUGUAAACUAGGCACCCAGAAUCUCCGCUCCCUGACUAUUUAUGGAGGGAGCAACCUUUUACAUAAGGAAUCUUUGUGCCUACCUACCCUCGAGGACCUUUGUAUCUAUUUUUCGGCCUUCCCACAGGUUCCGACAUGGCUGGGCUCCUUCAGAAAACUCCAACGGCUACGCCUUGGUAUGAAGGGGCUCAAGCAGGACGGCCUCUGCACCCUUGGGGCUUUACCCAGUCUGCUCGUUCUGUAUCUGGUGGAACAAACAGCGUCAAACGGAAAGCUCAGAUUCAGUGGUGAGGUUGGGUUCCCAUUCUUGAAGAUUUUUAUUUAUGAUGCAUGUUCUAAACCAGUAGAUCUGAUGUUUGGGGCAGGGUCCAUGCCAAAGCUGGAAAAACUCGAGCUUAAUUGUUUUUGGAUAGUUGAAGCUAACUCUCUGGGGUUUGGAAUCGAGAACCUCCCUUGCCUCACUAGUGUUAAAUGCAUUGAGUUUGCUGGUGAUGAUGGCGUAGUUGAAGCCAUGAAGACUGUCAUGGAGAGAGGAGCCAGCACACAUCCCAACCACCCUAGCCUACUCUUUGAGAGACUUUGAAUUAACAAGCCAACAACACGGGAGUUGCUUCUGCUCGUCGUCCGGCCGACCAGCCGGUUCUCAAAUUUUAUACUAGUGUCUAUCUCGAUUCAUCUCUCUUGUAUGAUACACUACUCUCUCUGUUAGAUAAUAAUUUACUAUGAUAAUGAUACCAAAUUGUAGAAUUGGUUAAGACUGUUACUAUACUGCAUUUUGUGUAAUAACCAGUCAUCCGUGUUGAUGGUUUAAUAUUAUUGGGCGACCAUUCGUAG